Molecule: messenger RNA, 1399 nt
Organism: Vitis vinifera (wine grape)
Lineage: Eukaryota; Viridiplantae; Streptophyta; Magnoliopsida; Vitales; Vitaceae
Product: protein RGF1 INDUCIBLE TRANSCRIPTION FACTOR 1
Exons: 3
Coding region: 359-1039 (226 amino acids)
Molecular function (GO): zinc ion binding
Source: RefSeq, a predicted model, not a curated record
UUAAUUAUUGAUGAAAAUGAUACAAAGUAUUUUUUGCGAUUUAAAUUCCAAUACACUUAAUAAAUAAUAUUUUGUAAACUUGGUACGAUCUGUCAUAGAAAAUCGAAAAAGAAUUAGAAAGGAUGGAUUAUUAAUUUCUAUAUAAUAAUUUCUGUUUCAAGGAAUAAUCAAAAGAUGAAAUUCUGGAAGAUAGAGCUCUCUCUCUCUCUCUCUCUCUCUCUCUCUCUCCCUCUGUAUGUGUAGAGAAAAAUGGAGAAGAUUCAUAAAUCGUGUUAAUGGCUGGGGGGUGAAGCAAUGGAUGGGUGGAUGGAUCUGGGUUUUGGUUGAUGGACGCUGAAUUUAUGCUCCAGCCUCAAGCAUGUAUGUGGUGCUUCGUUUUGUUUUUCCUGAGCCUCAGAUCUAUCAUAAGAAGCAGAAACCUGCAUGGCUUGAUUCGUUCUUACGUACAGACUUUUUAGGUGCUUGCUUGAUUCAUGAAGGGCGUAAGAGUGAGCUAAACGUAUACUGCAUUAAUUGUGAUGCUGGUAUGUGUGAAUCUUGUGUUUCUGCUGAUGCACAUUCCAAUCAUAAAAAACUGCAAAUAUAUAAGCAUGUGCAUAAAGAUGUUGUUCUCCUCGCCGACAUGCAGAAGCAUAUAGACUGUUCUCAAAUCCAGCCUUAUAGAUGCAAUGGUAAGAAAGUUUUAGCCGUAAACCCUCUUCCGCACUCUGGACGGGAACUGAAUUCUGGUGAAAUGUGCAAAGUUUGCCAUCGGAUCAUAUUUAAACCAAGCAUCUAUACCUACUGCUCUAUCUCAUGCAAGGUAAUAAUUGUGUUAAACAAUAUAUUCAUAAAAUUUGGCAUUUGCGCUCUUUUUUCACAUCAAUAUUCUCAGGUCGCAGCAGUUUCUACAAAUCUGACCAGUUCAGAUCCUCCCUAUCUUGCCCCAAAAAAGCCAAAAAAGAAGCCCCCACCAAAGCCAAGUGUGAAUAAGACACAGAGUCCCCCGAAGAGGGUGAAUAAGAGAAAAGGGGUGCCUAGCAGAGCACCUUUCUUUUAAACUGAGGAAGGAAACAUGAUCCCUGCUACUGAAUGAUGGAGUGUGGACUCAGGCAGCAGUGAAGAGGUCUGUCUUAAUGGGGAACUUACGAUGGAUAAGCUCAAAUAAGAAAAACCAUGCUUGGAAACUGGUCUUAUUAGUAGGUUAUGCUAUCACUAUGCUUUUUGUGGUUCUGUAUUUGCCAUGACUUGUAGACGUACCCUGCUUUGAACUCUUUAACGUUUGCUGUGUUUUUUGCUUGUUAUGAAUUUGCCAUGACUGAUCAUCCUAUGUAUGCAUCUGCUCUGAACUCUUAACACUUGCUCAGUUAAUGGAGCUCCAUGGAUGACACCCCUAUAAGCAUUGGUGCAGCCUUUGUUA